CAUAUAGUUGUAAAAAUUCAUCAUCCAGAAUAAUGUCUACCAGCGUUGUCAUUCCUGCGUUCCCAGUCUCUUGUUUGACAGAUCCAUCAUAUGAUGCAGUUUUGCUAGUGAAUGAUGAUAUAGAACAUUUACCAAGAGCUUUACAACUGGCUUAUAAGCCUUUGAAGGAGUUCUCUGAGGUUAAUCCUAAAUUUUCAGAUGAAGUCAGUGUGAUUCCAUUCCCAGAACAUCCAUCAAAAAGAUUAAUAUUUAGUCCAACUGGUCGGUUAAAUACAGAUGAAGCGGACAUUCGUAAUGUGUAUGAUGCUGCUGUGAAUGGCAUGUUAAAAUUGUUAAAAAUAGGCUGUAAAUCACCGCUAUUAUGUUGUGGAUCAUUCAUAUCAGCACCGAAAGAUUUUCAGUGGUGUGAACGUAAUUGUUUAUUACUAAAUGCUAUAUUGGGAGCAUAUCAUGCAUUGUAUACACCUCUUGAAGUUCGUGAAAUGAUUCCCAAUAAAUUUCCUAAAGCUAUUCGAUUUGGGGUGAUGGAAGCUGAUGACUCCUUACUAAAUAUUGCUAAUGCUAUUGAAGAAGGACGAACAUUAGCACGAGAUAUUGGUGGUUCGGAUCCUGAACGAAUGGCAGCCCCAAAAAUUGCUGAAUACCUACAAAAUGCUUUAAAUGGUCUUAAAGGUGUUACAGUCACUGUCGAUAAGGUUGAUGCUAAGAAAUAUCCAUUAAUGGCAGCGGUAAAUAGAGCAGCAUCUGUUGUACCUCGUCAUGAUGGGAGAGUUAUUCAUGUUGAUUAUAAACCGUCGAAUUCCAAAGAGAUCGAUACAUCAUUGUUUCUUGUCGGUAAAGGUAUCACUUUUGAUACUGGUGGAGCUGAUGUUAAAGCCGGUGGAAUUAUGGCUGGAAUGCAUCGAGAUAAGUGUGGUGCUGCAGCAAUAGCUGGUUUAAUGAAAACUAUCGGAUUACUACAACCAGACGGUAUAAGUGUUUCAGCAGGUUUGGCAUUUGUGCGAAAUAGCAUUGGUUCUGAAUCAUAUGUUGCUGAUGAAAUAAUCAUUGCACGUUCUGGACAACGUGUACGUAUUGGUAAUACAGAUGCUGAAGGUAGAAUGGUUAUGGCUGACUUAUUAUGUGAAGCAAAAGAAAAGGCACUUACAACUAAAAAUCCAUUUAUAUUUACCAUAGCCACGUUAACUGGACAUGCUAUUCGAGCCUAUAAACAUUUCACGGCUGUGAUGGAUAAUGGUCCAGCACGAGUUAAAAAGGUAUCAUAUGAAUUACAAAAUUCUGGUGAUCUAAUCUCUGAUAUUGCGGAGAUUUCUACUAUUCGUAAAGAAGAUUAUGCAAUGAACAAGGCUAAAAGUGAAUAUGAAGACUUAUUACAGUGUAAUAAUUUAGCGAGCAGCGCCACACCACGAGGUCAUCAAAUGCCAGCUGCUUUUUUGGUUGUUGCUAGUGGUUUAGAUAAGGUAAGCGUUGAAAAGUAUGAUAUAAAUGUUUUUAUUCCAUAAUAAGACUUUUUAAAAAAUCAGAAUUGGUUUUUAUUCGUUCGUUGCUUUCAUUGAGAUUUACAACUGAUUGUCAUGAUUAGAAAUAUUUUCUAUGUCGUAACCCUUCCAAAAGAGGUCGGUAAUUGAUUAUUGUCUUUUCAUCUUCAUAAGUUGAUAGUUACCAGUCAAAUUUGAAAUUGUUAUGAAAGAUUCAGCCAAUCGGUUAUAUGCAAUGUGGUGCCUGAUACAUGCACGUCGUCUCAAUUUACCAUACCACAUGAAUAAGGACUGUUUUCACUAGUUUCAUAUUCAAUAGACUGUAAUAAUUUGGGUUUCUUCAAAAAAUGGAAUUUAUUUAAGAAUUAGAACAAUAAACUUGUAUUUUCCUGUUUAUUCCUAACUGAUGCAGUUGUUUCUGUAUAAGAUAAUUAUAAGUGUUGUCAAGAUAUUGUCGUCAAUAAUAGAUGAUUUGGACGAACGAUAUUGAGGUCAAGUAGUAUAAGAAAAGUAGGUUAGUUGACUAGCUCCCGAAUUUUUGUGCAUCUGCUAUGAAUGUUCACUUACUUUCCAGUUUGACGUAUUGAACUGGUUGAAAUAUGAAUAGGUUCAAAAAGAUCGAACCAAGGUAUCGGUAUUCCAUGGUAUUACAGAGUAUUCCUUUGUAGUCGUUACAGAAGUUGGUUGUGCUACGACGACAUAUUGAUCUUUAUGCAGAAAAGAUUUGCAAAUCAGAAUCCCAGUUAUAUUUCCCUACCCCGUGUAUGCUACUUCGUCUACAACCUUUCGUCCUAGGCUUUGAUCAAUGAACGCUUUGACAAGUAUGAUUAACCUAGAGCCGAGGUCAAGAUAGUCUUUAAUCCUAUUGAUCCAGCGAUACACAUCCUUUCUUCUAUCUCGAGUUCGAUGAAAGAACAUAUAUGUGCCUGGUCCUAUGUUGUAGCCGACUUAAUAUUGACUAUUAACAUCGAUCAAGACGAUUUGAUCCACCUCACUUUCAGAUAACAUGUCGCAGAACCUGAUCACAUUUUGCCAAUAGAGACUAAGUUCGGUUAAACACCUAUUAUUAUCUUCAAUCAUAAAACCAUAAUUAGGACUCAUAAAAUAUUCGUAUAAUGUGAUAUUUCAUUCUUAUAUACUAUAUUUACUUUACUGAAUGUUUUCAUUUUGUAUAUGUGAAUCAAAUGUUUUUCCUCUUUUUUUAUCAUAGCAUGGUCUUGAUGCCAAAGUGCAAAUUCCUUACACUCACGUAGAUGUAGCCGGUAGUGCAGGUGACAUUAAUGUAACACCGACUGCUGCUCCCUUAUUGAUGUUUGCAAGAAAAUAUAUUUUACCACGAUUAAGUUUCAAGUAACAAUUUGACAAAUAUAUAAUUUCUUCAAUUAUUCAGAAUAUAGUUUAACGAUCCUCAACAUAUUAAAAGACUGAUAUAUGAAUGAAGAAUAUUUUCGAUAAAUUCUCUUCACGUUCUUCAAUUAUAUAUCCAAAUUAAUAAUCCGAAAAAUUGGCCAGGUUAAAGGCGAAGUACAUCGUUUAAAGCAUGUAAAUUUAGGAUUAUCAAACGAAAUAGAAUAAAAUUGUUUAUGUUGAUAUGACUCA
Molecule: messenger RNA, 3077 nt
Organism: Schistosoma rodhaini
Lineage: Eukaryota; Metazoa; Platyhelminthes; Trematoda; Strigeidida; Schistosomatidae
Source: the annotation of a GenBank genome assembly